Messenger RNA from Phaedon cochleariae (mustard beetle), 1055 nucleotides. Lineage: Eukaryota; Metazoa; Arthropoda; Insecta; Coleoptera; Chrysomelidae. The record is from the annotation of a GenBank genome assembly.
AGUAUUUCACUAGACUGACUUGACUCCAAAAUACCAUCCAGUGACUCUAGUCUCCAAUAAAUUCAAAUAUGUCUAUUUCGCUUUGAAUUAUAUAAAUAAUGAAAAAUGAGAUGUGUACACGUAAAUAUCCGAAAAGCAACUUUCAUACUUCUCACUAUACUCAUAAAUCGUAUUCAAAUGGUGGAUAAUGAAGAUAUUGUCAAUAUCCAUAGGGAUAUCGAAAACGAGAAGAAAAAUACUAGUAUGGCCAAUCAAAUCAUCAAGACUACUCCAGAGGAUAAGAUACUUCAUUGCCCAUCGAAUUUAGAUUGCAAAGUUCUAGAUGAACCUUGCAUUGAAUGUGAAUUGAAUCCCAAGUGUAGAUAUGGUGAGUUGGUGAAUACCACUUGUCACACCAAAUCCCAAGUGAAUAACUGCAAGGGCCCCCGAAAUUUCACAAGGAGCUUCAUAUGCAGGUACUGCUAUCAAACAGAUCACUGGGAGCACACCUGCCAACAAAUGACCAAUUGUGAUUCUGUAGCAUCUCCUAGAAACUACUACAUCACCAAUUGCACUGUCAAAGGGGAUAUUCUGUGCCUGGGGAACAGAGAGUUCAAGAAGAAUGUGCAAUGCAACUGGACCGGGGGCUAUCGAUGGGCCACCACUCUAGCCCUCAGCAUAGCCCUAGGUGGCUUUGGAGCUGAUAGAUUCUACUUGGGCCAUUGGCAAGAGGGCAUAGGCAAAUUGUUCAGUUUCGGAGGCCUAGGCGUGUGGACGUGCGUUGACGUCAUUUUGAUAUCACUGCACUAUUUGGGGCCAGCUGAUGGGUCUUUGUACAUUUGAAGAUAGGUUAGGUUAGGCGGUUAGGGCAUACAUUGAGGUGGAGAAGGAGACAUGCAAUAUUCAAUUGAUAAUGAAUGUGAGAUUUCAAAUAAAUAUAAAUAGCUGAGGAAAAUGUACUGGAUUAAAAAACUAGAAUGCCCAUGUUGAAGGAUCUGUCGUUGAUAUUGGAGUUAUAGGAGGAUCAAUGGGAGGAUGCAAAUGAAGCAAUCAUGUAUAUUUGUCUUCAUUUUAUU